GAAGAAACAAACAGAGUUUCGUUGACAGCGAAGCGCCCGAAAGGCACCGCCACUUCCCACCUCCAAAGCAGUAGCAUGGCUCCAGUUCUCUGGCCCGGUGUUCGUAACACCCGCGACUUCCACUAGUUUCCUCUGGCUAGCCAACUCUGUCUCCUCUUAUAUUCUUCCACUCUCGUCUCUUGGCCUUUCCAAAUUCUCUCGAGUUUAAACAUACGAGCCCAUCAACCACUACUAUCAAAUCGAAACUCUCUCUCUUCGCCCAGCUGUCCUUGACACCCAUCCUGCAAACUGUGAUUCGUGAUCCCUGCACCAUCAACAACCGUCCUCAUGGGUAAACGUGCACCAUCAACACGACCGUCCGAGACGCUGCAGGACAACACAGCCAUCAGAGAGCAAAAGCCAACCGUUUCCCACAAGCGACGAACCUCCUCAACAUCUCAGCCAGCCAAGAGCGACACAACCAUGGACAAGUCUGUCAAGUCCAACUUGGAGAACAAGGAAAGAGCCUAUGUGGCUGCUUCUCGUCGCAUGGACCGAAGUCUCGAGGACCGCCUCAAAUCCGCACACCAAGCAUCCGAGGUUCACUUUCAGCGCACUGGCAAGCGCUUCAAAAUCACCAAAGAAAAUGUCGAGAAAGGACUGUGGUAUGACGAGAUUGAUGACCUGCCAAGACACCGUCUGGCCGAACAUACAAUGGACUACCAAACUCGAGCCCGCUAUCAGGAAGUCGACGAACAAUUCAACCAAGUCUUUGGGAGUGUAAUGCCCCGGGCCCAGGCAUACCCAGUUCAGUUCACGCCAACAUACUCGCCAUAUCCACCGUCACACAUGUCUUCCAUGCCAAUGCAGCUUCAGAUGCCCGUUUACUCGGGUGUGUCCAAGCCACUCUCGCAGUCUCCGUCUUUUGCUUCACAGCAGAGCUUCGGGCUCGACAACAUGCAGUACCCGUAUGGGCCGCAUGAGUACCCUCCUCGGCAGCGGCGCACCCGUCGCUCAAUCAGCCCAGCAUCAAACUCGUCAGCAACCAGCCGGGAGCCAGCUGCAUCGGUCUCACCGGUCUCGAUGGGUACGUCGAGCAACCCUACCUCACCCGAGAGUGAAAUCGACAGCAGCGCCGCCGAGAUCAUGGCCUCUGCCUCGAGGCACAACUCGUUUGGUCACUUCAGCGCAUCCAACUCACCUAUGCUGUCCCAGGAGUUGUCGUUCCAGAACUUUAUGACUGCCGCGCCCAACAGCAGUCCCGAUACCUUGGCCCAGGCAAUCGAUCCUGAGCUUCAUGGUUCUCCUACGGCCUACUUUGCCAACAUGAGUUUUGAAGACAUGGGCUCCGGUUAUACGGAUUUCGUCACCGGAAAUGACUUUCAGGAGCAGUCACACAUCGCCGGUGACGGAACCAACAACGAGACAUUUGUCGCUUCUGAUACAUCGCCCGUUGCUUCGGUGGACAACUGGGACGAUCUUCUCAAUUCUGCCGAGUUUGAGGACGUCGGUACGGCUUCCCAAGGAUCCCAAGGCUGGGAACGCCAAGGGUGAUGCAGCUGAGUCGAGCGUUCUGUUCAAGUCUGUAUUUUUACGCGAUCGAAUUAGUUUCUUUCGUCAAUUUUGCCAAUAGGGCGAGGUUAUCCCGAGGUUUUUUUACUCGUGUUUGUUGGCUUUUUCUUUUUGCCGCUUGAUGUGGUAUUUUUGUUUGCGAUUGGGAUACACAUGAAAAACGAGGCGAAAAAAAAUGGGAAAAGGGCAAAAGAAUAAACAAGGGAUUGGGUGAGGUUUUGGAACAGGUCUGCAUUUUGGCAAAGGGAUUCUUUUCAACGUAUUGGUACUACUUAAUGGUAGAGGGGUGAGGAUGGUGGUUGAUGGGACAGGACUGAGGGGUUUCAGACACCUUCGGAGGCUCACCCGCGAUCAUGGUCACGCACACUCCAGGAGAGAUAACAACAACAGCAAAGGGCAAGCGACGGUGUCGCGGAGUUUGGGAUGCGGAUGAAAUGGCGUUGCGGAUUGGGGCACUGGUGCAGGUUGAGAGCCGAAGGCUGCUCCCUCCCGAGGAAGGAGAUUUACAUCCAACGACAUUUACGGUUUACGAAUUGUGCAUGGUGGGAUGAUUUUGAUACCCAACACAUGAAGCAUACGACACAGGGGAUGAGGAGUUGGGGGGUUGGGGGUUUCUGGAGGUGGGGUGAGGGUGUAUUUCUCUGGCUUUUAUUGUUUUCUUAGAGAGGUCUACGGUGGUGUGAUGUACCUCUUGUCAGAGAGAUGGAGACCAGGACAGGUUGUUGCUUCAGUGUCUGGGUUGAAUUGUGUCGUUGGGGGGCUGAAAUACAAUUAAAAAUGAACAGA
Messenger RNA from Podospora bellae-mahoneyi, 2337 nucleotides. RefSeq lists its product as uncharacterized. The record is from RefSeq and is a predicted model, not a curated record. NCBI's taxonomy places the organism in Eukaryota, Fungi, Ascomycota, Sordariomycetes, Sordariales, Podosporaceae. Bases 328 to 1533 code for a protein of 401 amino acids. The transcript is spliced from 2 exons.